This is a messenger RNA of Biomphalaria glabrata, 3546 nucleotides long. RefSeq lists its product as uncharacterized. The record is from RefSeq and is a predicted model, not a curated record. The coding region runs from base 180 to 2969 and encodes 929 amino acids. Gene Ontology annotation, molecular function: protein binding. NCBI's taxonomy places the organism in Eukaryota, Metazoa, Mollusca, Gastropoda, Planorbidae. The transcript is spliced from 14 exons.
AGAGUCUAUAUAUUUUAGUUUAUUUUGCGAAACACACUUUCUCGUGCAGAUGUCAUGAACUUCGCACCACUUUGCAUCAUGAUCUGUAUAAAGGGAGACUAUUGCCAUUCCUUAAUGGUCUUCCAAAUGCCAGGUCUUGCAGGAUCAAACUACUCGCUGAUCUAGCAGUCUAGCUCGUAAUGGCGGAUGUCGAGAAACUUGUGCAGGUUGAUACACUGGACACAAUGCUGGACACAAAUGAGAACAAAGAUGGCAGCUUUUUUUCUUGGCUCACUCCGUCCAAGACGAAGAGCAAAGAUGAUAUACCAGAUCCGGUAGAGCAAGAACUGAAUAUGAAAUCCAUGAGUAACGAAGAUCUUGAAUCGAUACCCUGGUAUCGAACAAAGAUUCCCGCCAGAAUGAAAGCUCUGUUCCAAAGGGCAAAGUCGAGCAUCAAUGACGCUGAAAGCUGGGCAGACUAUCAAGAUGAUCCAGACUGGUCAUUCCCGAUGGUCAAAGCACACGUCUUUAUUCUGGAUACAUCUGGAGAACCGAACUGGUUUCCGGUUGGCCCAGCCCUUAGAUUUUUAAACCAAAGUACGGCUACCAAUGCUGUUAGGCAAUUCUCUUCUUACACUAUGGAGAGAAUCCACCACUACGCUAUGAACGGGGAAAGUCUGCACUCGUUGUACGCUGCUAGGAAGCUUGUGGACGUGUUAAUCCACAUAGAGAACAGAACUUUCUACGCCCACAGAUGCGUCCUUUGUACACAUUCAGAAUAUUUCGCCAACAUACUGCUGGAGAAUGACCUCCCACCCUACGCCGUGACUGACAUCACCCUAAAGCACGUCAACCCGGAACUAUUCAAGCGGUUCUUGCACUUCGCGUACACCGGGGAUGUAUUUGUGAACCUGGAGAUUCUGUAUCCACUUCGAAGAUUGGCAAACAUCUUAAAGUCCAAGAGCAUGAAAGCUAAACUGAUGAUAUUUAUGGCGGCAACUGGAACCAUGGAUCUAGAGCAGGCAAUCAAGAUAUUGUCCGAAAAUACAGAUAGAGACGCUAUGGCAAUAGCUGUGGAGGUUGUCAAGUCUAAUUUUAAGGUUGUCAUGAAUGAUGCAAGAUUUUUCUUGUUCAGCUUCGAGAAUGUCUUAGAAAUUAUUAGCGGAGAUAAUCUUUGUGUCAAUUCCGAACUAGAUGCAUUCUGGGCUGUACUAUUCUGGGUAGCCUAUGACUACGCCAAUAGGAUAAAUUUCUUUCCACAGUUAUUGUCGGAGGUGCGAUUUACUUGUAUGACAUCACUGGAGCUGAUGGAUUGUGCCAAGGUCACGGACAUGAUCAAAUUGUCGGAGAAGUGUAAGAAAAUGCUGAUCACCGCCAACUGGAUUUGCCACGCCCGAGAAAUAGGACUGGAAGAUCCACUCGGCUUGCCUGAACAUCCCCAACGGCACUGCCUAGUGAACAUGCAACAUGAGCCUCCUACUGUAUCAGAGUUUGAUCAAAGGUUUCUAAAGUACAUGCGACUCAUGAAUCGAGAUGUGAAAGACUUUUCAAGCCAGAAGGACAACACAAAACUAAAUCGAAAACGUGUGGUCUUUUCCGAGGAUGAUGACGAUUAUGAGGAAAAGGCAGAUGAGGGUGAGGAGAUGGCUUUGAUAGAGGAGGGGGCUAAGGAGGAGCCUCAAGAGCAGCCUAAGGAGGAGUCUAAGAAGUCUAAAAAGAGUAAGAGCCCAAAUCAAAUGCCUAAAGAGGUCUACAUUAGAGAAGACACAGAAGAUGAUGAACACAAGGAUGAUGUCCUUCCACCAAACACCCAGCCCCAGUGGUUAACAUCUGAAGCUCAAGAUGAACCAGAAGAAAAAAUCAAAGGUAAAGGAAGGUCAAGGUCAAUGUCCAUCUUUAACUCAGAAGGUGAUGAUUUAGAUACUCCACAGUUUGACACAGAACAGAAGACGACGCCAAGAGGAGAGAAAAAGAAAAAAAAGAAAAAGGAAAAAGAACCUAAGUUACCUAUAAGUGCUACAUCCAGUGAAGACACUUCUUCCGAUUCAAAAGGAGAAAAGUCAAAGGAGAAAAAGAAAAAGGAGAAAAAGAAAAAGGAGAAAAAGAAAAUGGAUAAAAAGUCGAAGGAUAAAAAGAAAAAGGAAAAAGAACCUAAUUUAUCUGCAAGUAAUACAUCUAAUGAAGCCAUUUCACCAGAAGCAAAAGAAGCCCAGCCAAAGGAAAAAAAGAAAAAGGACAAAAAGAAGUCUCCAAAGAGCAAUGCAGGUGAAGGGUCAGAGCCCAAAAAAAAGAAGCACUCAAAACAAUCAGAAAAUAAAACCAAGACCAAGGUCCUCCAGCCCAAUCAACCAGUGGAAAAAAAAGAAAGCAAACUCAUGAAAUUUAUAGGUAAUUUGAAAAGCAGAUCACAAUCUGAGACCAUUUUGGAUUCUAAUCAUCAACCUGAGCCACCUGGGCAGGAAGAGCCAAAGAAAAAAGUCAAAAAGAAAAAGAAGAAGAAAGACAAGAAAAAAGAUAAAAACAAAAACAAACAAAAUAACACAGAAGAAACUUCCUUAGAGAGCUCCAGUUCUGAAGAGCAAUCAGCAAUCAGUGAUUCAUCAACUUCCACAAACAAAGCGAAACAUGUUACAGAGAACAAAUCAGACAAUAGCAGAGGUCACAAUGUCAAAGCUUCUCCCGAAACAAAACUGCUGGAUAUCUCGGACAGUUUCAUCUUGAGAUCAGUGCGAAAACCAGAUGGUGACGCCCUGAGCUUGUGGGAAAACAGUGUGUUCCCUGUCCAAGACAACCACAUUUUAAGUGGAGACAUCCUUCUUCCCUUUCGCCAACAAAAAAUUGUUCUUAGAAAAGAAACCAUAGGCAGUAAAACCACCGUAGAGUCAAUGGAUCAAAAGCACAAAAAUGAUGAAGGCCUUACACACAUUUCAAAAGAUGACACAGAUUUAGACAAAAAUAAUUGUAGAAUAGAAAAAUCCUUCUACCUCUAAUUGUCCAUUUAUUUCUUUAAAAUGUAACUGUCAACAAAAAAGGCCCAAGACCAGCAUGAAAGUUAAAGAAUAUACCAAUACUAGAGUAUGACUGCUGCCUUCAUCAACAUCCAAUCAAGUGAGAGGCAUGCAGUCAUGCAGAACUUUUGAAACUAUCCAAAGAAUGAACGAAUAGGUGACCUUAUAGGACUGGAAAGGAAUUGAUGCUGACAACAAGCAAGGACUAUCUAGAGACAGAGACUUGCAAUAUUCAAAACUUCCUAUUAUAAAAGCAGAGAAUACUAAAAUGAUAGAUAAGCCUCCAUCUUUCCCUGUUACACAUAACCAUAUAUAUUACGCAAAGACCAGACAUUGCCUCCCUCUUCUCAAGGCUGAGCAAAAGAAACAGAUUUACAAGGAAAAAAAUAAAACAGCAUUCAUUAAUGAUGAAAUUUAACCUAACAUACUGCUGUCAUAAAUAAAAUGUAAUGUGUAUCUCUUCACAGAAGGACAUUUAUAGAAAUUAAUAUAUAAUUAUUUAUUUAUUUUUUUUUACAAAAGAAACAAAAAUUUAUAAACACCAAAAUAUUUGAUAGUU